Orbicella faveolata is the source of this 3751-nucleotide messenger RNA. RefSeq lists its product as uncharacterized. The record is from RefSeq and is a predicted model, not a curated record. Lineage: Eukaryota; Metazoa; Cnidaria; Anthozoa; Scleractinia; Merulinidae.
UCCGAAAUUCAAAAUGCGCUGGUUUCCAAACGAAGGACGCUAUUUAGCUGGAAAGUUGUAAACAGGUAUAAAUUUAGCACCUCUUAUGCCGGAUGAGGAUAAAGCUUUUAGUGGCUCUUUAGUUUUGGAUUUGAGAAUUUCAUGACGUCACGUGAACACACUCUAUACACACAUGCAUGAAUGUGAAACGCACCAAACGUCACAACAGUGCAUGAGAACUGGGCCAGCGAUUGAAGAUCCCUGUCCUCGCGACCACGGAAUCCAAGCUAAGUGGGCCAAGAUAUGGGCACAUAUUUGUUUUGAGUGGCGGCUGUCACUCAAACAGAGUUUCGAUCUCUUCUAUUUCGCUUUCGAGUGGAAUUUUUUUAUUCUAGAGAUCUGUUUUGUUUAUUUUCGUAAUGUUAUCCGAUGUACUGAGAUUGGAUUAAAGUAAAUUGCUGCAAUACCUGUGGUGUUUUAUCCGACGGAGUUUAAUUUUUCUUUUUAUAUAGUUACAUUUCCUGAUGGCUUAGUUUACUAAGUGCGCAUAUUUUUCAACCAUACUUUCGAGUUACUGACGUCAUUGAGUGGUAAACAUCUCACGCUUUCUUAUUUUAGAAGAAAAUGAACAGAAUACGGAAGUAAGACUUGCUGUGGUACCAUGCUAAAAUCACAAACAAAAAAAAAAACAAAUAUCAUCUCAUGGAAACAAAUUUCAGAGCAAGGAUACGUGAUUCACCUACAGUUCUGUAUCGGUCUGUGUAUACUAACCAAGUCAAGUGCGUUUAUAUUGUCUUCGUCAGAAAGCGAAAGAACUGAAGUUGCGAAUAAUUUUAUGCGUCGUUGUCGAAGACGUAAUGGUCCAUAACUAAGUCGGCUGUCAUCAGACAAGUAUCAAGUAGAGCUGGCUCAGCUUGUAAGUUUUGAUCCAGUUAAUUAUGGCGGCAAAGUUGGGUUACCGAAGGCUUCCUUCUCAACCAGAUUCUUUGCCUUCGUUCAGCUUCGGAUCCAUUGGAAGUGAUGAUUUCAACGGAGGAGCAGAUGUCCGCUUUGUAACCUUAGAGGAAAAAACAAUGUUUUACAAAGUGCAAUCACGGAGCGGAGGAAAAGCGAAACAGCGUGUAUGUGAUGGAGAGGUUCAAAUGGAAGCGCGUUCACCAGUGAGUCAGAUCCUCAGAAUAAGGGUGUGGGUGUUCCGAGCGAGAGAGGCUGCGGAGCUCCAAAAAGAUGGAAACGGGCCGGUGGAACUGAAAGUCGAGUAUGGACCGCAAGAUUUAGACAAGCAAUUGUUCUCGGUGGACCUUGACUCUGUUUAUGACGGCCGCUUCGCUCCAGUGUAUGAACUGGCCAAAGUCGAAAUGGACAAGAGAAAUCUUUUUCAACUUCUUGUUCAGCUCUAUUUUCCUGGCAAUGGAGCCGAGGAGGAGGUUCAGCAGUUUUUUAGUAAGCCGUUUUUGAUGAGAAGCAAGCCCAGGAACAAGAAGAGGAAAAUCAAUGAGGUUGGCGGCGAAGGAGAAGAAGAUUCCACGGACCAGAGCUGUAGUCCGGACAGCUCGAUCGGCAACAUGACAGCAUCUGCUGAAUUCCAAAACCUCCGCGUCGUUGAGCAUCUGGAAGCCAAACGUGCACACAUCGAACAUCUGUCGUUCGUGGUUUCUAGUGCUGGCGCCAACAAGGCUGAUAUUGGAUAUCACUUUAAACUGAAAGAUCCUGAUGUAUGCGAGGACUUUGAAGAAGGAGAUAUUGUUGGUUUUUACAAAGAUGACAAUGGGACCGCAAGCAUUCAGCUGUUAGAUAACAAGAAUGGAAAAGAGGCUUUCAUGGCAGGUGUCAUUAGCCGAUCGGCAUACCUAGAAGCCACACCGCCCAUGGAUGAAGAUGAUGCUACAGAUGUUGUUUGUGUCAUUGGAGUAAUCAAAGUGAAGUGCAUCGGUUCUGUCCGAGCGGGUGAACGAAUUUAUGCUACUGUCGACCUAGACAAUCCCGGCACAGCCAUCCCAGAAUCCCACCUGCCACCCAGUGUAGUCCUUGGCAAAACCAGCAUACUGUUAGGUAUGUCAAUGGAGGAAAAGAAGGCAUCUAAGCUGGAUGAUGUCAAUUUGGUUCAGUGCUUUGUGUGUAUAGUGCUCGGAGUCAACGAUAAAGCAAUCGCAGCGGAAAUAGAGAACAUGUACGAUCACUUUGAGAUGGAUCUAGCUGUGAAACUCCGGAGAGAGAGAAAGAAAAUGAGAAGACUGUUGUGUUCAACGGCAUUUGGUCUCGUUAUCAUUGUUGGCUUGAUCGCGUUCUGUAUGUACCAAUUCCUCUAUCCGGGAACUGCCUUAAGAUACUGGAUGUGUAAGCGGGGCUCCCUAGCUGGCCACACGUCGUCUUUUAAAUUUAUUCCUUUAGGCGACACUGCACAGCGUUGCUUGACAAGAGGAGUUGAAUUUACGUUGGAUGAACUAAGAGAAAAAUUGUCGCAUCUAGAUGAUGUUCCGCCUGUGAAUUCUACAAAGGUACCUGGAAAGCACCACUAUUACUUAAACGUUGACCGUUGUGCAUUUGGUGGCAACCUCAAGCUGUCUGCUCACGUCAAAGGCAUUCCCAGCAACAAGCAAGUAUGCGGGCCGAUUAUCUUUGCUGUGAAUUAUAACUGUUCAGCUGUUUAUUACUACCAGGAGUCGCCACACGAAGGCUGGAAACGAUAUCAGUCGGUCAAACAUUAUUCCUAUUUGCGUAAAUUUUUGCAGUGCAAGCCUGAAGAGGAGUUUGAGUGAUAUUAUGAACUGAUUGAGGAUCCCGAUUUUCUCAGGAUCAGAUCAACGUGUAAAUAUAGCGAUCCACCGUCUUCAGCUAAAAUGGUGAUUCAUCAAGUUGCUUGCAACGAACGUAGCACUUUUCCGCUUUAUAGUGGGCCUUUUUAAGUGAUUUUCGUGUGCACAUAACCGUCCAUAAUGUAUUUUAAGAUCAUCAGCUAUUUAUACUUUUUUUAUGCAAAAAAAGUAAUCUUUUGUGGUUCCCGUGGAAAUCGAAGUUAUUUUUCUUACAUGCGUAAAGAGUAUGACGUAGUAAUGAAACGCUUCGCGGGUUUCCCAACACUGAAAACGUGUUAGAGGAAAUUAUAGGUUCAAUACAGUGGCGGACCNCCCCCCCCCCCUUAUUUUGGCUAAAAAAGAAGAAAUCACAGAGGGAAGAAAAGCCGGCAGGGCAAGCAGAACAAAACCGCCCCCCCACCUUGUUAGCUCAAGGUCUGGAUUUGCCACUGCAAUAAGGUUAAUUUUCGGUAGAGUGCAAUUAUAUAAAAGUGAUAUUUUUGGUGUUUUAGAAGACAUCGUUUGCUUGGAAACCUGUACAAAUACCGGAAGUGCACUAAAUAUUGCACUUUCAGCAAACUUUAGAUAAUGCACCUGGUUAAAUAACAAUUUGUACGCGCGUUAAAUAGAAUGAACGUAUUCGUCGCUGAACGAACUGAAAUGACUCAGCGAAAUAAACCUCAACUGACUUUAUACAGUUUUAUUGGCUGGGCAUAAUACAUUCUGCAGAUGUACAUUAGAAACUAGCUUUGUUGAGAUCGUCAUUUGUCAGCUGAUUUUAUGAGGUCUAUGAUCUGGCUUUUCUCCAAAUGCAGCUAAGUUUAUUCAGGCUACUCUCUGGUUUUUAGCCCUCCUUAUAUUGUUCCUAACAUGAUGCAAUCGUGUUUUUCGUUAGUAGAAAUAUAGUACUCUUAUCGUUGUAAUACGAUUUACGUUGAAGUUGAAGAGAGUAGAAUAAACCCGUGAAGUCCAAGUUC